AUGUCUGUUGAAACUGCUUUGUCUUACGCUGCCUUGAUCUUGGCCGACUCCGACGUCGAAAUCUCCUCUGAGAAGUUGUUGAGCUUGACUGGUGCUGCCAACGUUGCCGUUGAAGGCAUCUGGGCCGACAUCUUCGCCAAGGCCUUGGACGGUCAAGACUUGAAGAGCUUGAUGGUCAACUUCUCUGCUGGUGGUGCUGUUGCUGCCCCAGUUGCCGGUGGUGCCGCUGCUGCUGCUGGUGGCGAGGAAGCCGCUGAAGAAAAGGAGGAAGAAGCCAAGGAGGAAUCCGACGACGACAUGGGAUUCGGUUUGUUCGAUUAG
Messenger RNA from Lachancea meyersii CBS 8951, 321 nucleotides. The record is from the annotation of a GenBank genome assembly. NCBI's taxonomy places the organism in Eukaryota, Fungi, Ascomycota, Saccharomycetes, Saccharomycetales, Saccharomycetaceae.